CGGCCGCGGCCGCCGGCGCCGGCCGUGCCCGUUCCCAGGAGCGCCGCUCGGAGUCGAGCGAGCCGCCGGAGGCCGGCCUGCUGGGGGCGGACGGCGACACGGACAGCCUGAUCGCCGUCGGCGAGUACGCCACCGACUCAGACCACUACUCGGACCACUCGCUCGAGAUCGAGUUUGAUCGGAUGCAGCUCCACAGCUCACAGCAGGACGAUGACGCGCCGGUGAAGGACAAGCCCCUGCCGGCGGCCAAGCAGCAGCCGAUGGCGUUCACCGCACCGCCGGAGUCGCUAAAGCGGAAGCAGGUGACGGCCGCGCAGCCGGCCGGCCCGCCGCCGGACGUGGCCCAGCCGGCUCCGGCUCCGGCUCCGUCGCCGGAGCUGGCGCAGGAGCCGGCGCAGACACCAGCGCCGGCUCCGGCGCCGGCUCCUGUCGCCUCCAGGCAACUGCCGCCGGCUGACGAGCAGGGCGGGUCUCCGCGGGAAGCGGCGCUCAGGGAAGAGAUCCGGAAGCGAGAUCGUGACAUUGAAACGCUGCAAGACGCAGUCUCAAAGCUGAAGCAGCAGCUGGCUGCUUCGAAAACCGCACAGCAAAGGAUGUCUAAGGUGGUGGACCUGCACAUGCUGUCUCUGGCGCGGCUGGCGUCCAGCCGCGGCGGCGAGCCGCAGCAGGCGCCCGACGUCCGCCGACUGACCUCCGAGCGUGACGAAGCACGCGAGGAAGUGGCCAACAUCGAGGCCAUGUUCGCCGACCUGCACCGGAAGUACGAGAAGAGCAAGGCCCUGGUGGCCGAGAACAAGCAGACCAGCGAGCUGGUGGCCGUGGAGCUGGACCAGGCACUGGCGCAGGUGUCGCGUGAACAGCAGCGGUACGACAUGCUGCAGCAAUACGCCGAGGACACCAUGCACCGGUUACAAUCGGACAUGGUGCUGGAGCAGAAGAGCCAGGAGACCGAGGCGCUGCGCAUGUCGGCACGGCUACAGCUGGCCGAAAACCGGGCCACCAAGCUGGAGCGCGAAAACCAGGAGGUGACUGCCAUCUGUGACGAGCUCAUACAGAAAAUGGGCGACCGGUGAUGCCAGUGGCCGGGGUUGCGGCCCACGCUCCGAACGUGACGGCAGGCAGCACUUGGUGGCGCGCGGCCAGCAGGCAGUACAGGACAGCGGCGCAGGUGGUGUGCGUGGCGCCCCAUCCCCGUGUUGACCGGGAACUUCGCCGCUCCCCUGCCAGCGUGACGACCUACUCGCCAACGGACAUCUGUGUAGCCCUUAUUCAAGCAUUGCUUGGACCCCAGUCAAUAGGUGGCGCAGCGAGCGUCUGGCCCUUCCAUGUGGCGGAGGACAGCUGCGGUGGCACCAAUAUGUUUUGUGGUGAACGCGAUCACAGACCGACACACUGGUUGAUUGCGGUGAAGUGUGAGGCGGACUGGCUGACCCUGUGCCGGCCAGAGUGGUUCCUUCUUUUGCUUCUGGUUGCAGCACAAGCUGCUUUGUGAUAGUCGUUCGUGAACACGACGAAUACGUCUUAUGUGGGGAUUACGUGUUAACAGUCUGGGUGACUCACCUGGAGUUCUUUCUGUCCUCGUGUUGGUUUUGUCUCUUUUUACCCACGGGCACGCUACGUGGUAGGGACAAGCGACGUCUUGCUCCCACUUCAAACUCAAAAUGUAUACGAUUUGAAUGCCGUUGCGAGGGUCUUACGGCUUCAGUCGUGUUAGAAGACGUAUUUAUCAUAUGAUAAUAAAUUUAUGAACGAUUAGUCUAACACCUACAGAUUAACUUUGCCUGCAAUGGAACUGAGGCAUCGUCUUGAAAGUAUCCGCACGUCGUCCCCACGUGGCCGGCCUUGCUCAGAUGCAGCCUGUUGAUGAAGCAACUAGUCAGCACUCUGACGGGCCAUGGCAUGACCUGGCCGGUUACCUAUAGGCUAUCGCGUGGCCUUGCCGGUUACCUAUAGGCUAUCGCUUGGCCUUGCCGGUUACCUAUAGGCUGUCGCGUGGCCUUGCCGGUUACCUUUAGGCCAUGGGGUGGCCAUAUGCCACAAUAACAGCUGUGUCCGACGUCUACGUAGUCUAGACUUUCGAACAUUUCGUGUUGCGAAGGCUGCUCCUAUUGUUGGACAGCGCGAGCGGUGUUGCACUUGUGAUUACGUGCAGCAUUCCAUAGCUGUCCUGCUUUGCACAACUGUUUAAACAGGGCUCUCCUGGCUGGGACUGGCCCGUCCUUGGGUGGUGUUGUGAUCUGAUCGCAGAAAAUACACCUGGACUGCUGA
Molecule: messenger RNA, 2268 nt
Organism: Pollicipes pollicipes
Lineage: Eukaryota; Metazoa; Arthropoda; Thecostraca; Pollicipedomorpha; Pollicipedidae
Product: transforming acidic coiled-coil-containing protein 3
Exons: 6
Coding region: 183-1073 (296 amino acids)
Source: RefSeq, a predicted model, not a curated record